Molecule: messenger RNA, 1386 nt
Organism: Beta vulgaris subsp. vulgaris (sugar beet)
Lineage: Eukaryota; Viridiplantae; Streptophyta; Magnoliopsida; Caryophyllales; Amaranthaceae
Exons: 7
Coding region: 16-1197 (393 amino acids)
Source: RefSeq, a predicted model, not a curated record
UAUUGAGUCAGGACAAUGAAAUCUUUUUCAUCUGAGUGGUUUGGAGAGAUGGUUGACUCAGCUGUAAAAAGAGUUGUCGGUGAAUCUGAACAAGUGUUGCCAUGUUGCGGAGAAGAACAACCUACUCCUCUGCAGCCUCUCAUUUUUAACUCGGACACCCAUCAUCCUAUGAAUGAGAACCAUUCUGAGUCUGAUUUGAAUUUUGAUAAUUUGGAUUUUAAUGAGAUAUUUGGUGAUGAAGAUAAUGCAAACGAUCAACAAUGCAGUGAUCAUAACUUGGAGAAGGUUACCAAAAGAAUGAGAAAGCUCCCUGCAAUUUUCAAGUCCCCGUAUUUAAUUCAAUAUUCACAUCUUGUAGACGAGGAGGAGGACGAUAAAAUUUGCAUACUUGAAUAUGCUCUUUCAGCUAAACUUCCUAAAGACGAAGAAUUAUACGAUGAUGGAAGCACUUUUUUAAAUAGAGAGUAUUGUUUAUCCCUUGGGUCUGAUGGACAUAUCUUUGGUGAACUUAUUGAUGCAUGGUGUCACAUACUCAACUCGAGGAAUAAAUUGAAUAGAAAAGAGAAAAGGAUAUUCUUUCCUAAUGCAGCAUUUAAUUUGUUGUGCAUGAAUGAUUAUUAUGGUGAGUGUACUCAAAAAGAUACCAUUGAGUUUAGACAAUCAAAAUUCUUUGAGACACUUGAUUUCACCAUGUAUGAGAACAAAAUUGAUACCAUCAAAGGAUUUAAUCUUGUAUUCUUCAUUGUUCACGCUUGGAGUCACUUUUACGUUAUGUGCAUUAAUAUGAAAGCCAAAACUUUGGACAUCUUGGAUAAUAGAAUACUUGAGGAUGGGAUACCCCUUGAAAGCAAGUAUCGUGAUUAUCCUCGGAAAGUGCUGGAAGCAUUUUCAUUGUUCCUCCACCGUGCGGAAUACAAGUGUUAUAGGCAUGUAGCUAAAUUCAAGAUAAGGUUAAUAGAAAUGCCUUGGAGAUCCAACAUGAACACUGUUGAUUGUGGUGUAUAUGCAAUGAGACAUAUGGAAACCUACCAUGCACAAAACAACUGGGAUUGUGGACUAUACUCAGAUAAUUUUGAAGGUUUGAAGAAGCUAAGGAUACAAUACUGCAUUGAUUUACUCACCGACAAUGCUAAUGAUAAAAGGGUCGAGCUCCAGGUCUUAGCAAGAAAGUUUAAGAAGCUUGAAAACAAUGAAUAAAUUUAAAGAUUCGUGUGCAUGUGGUGCACAUAAUAGCUUUAGUUAAUUAAUUUUAAAUGGUAUUCUCGUCUAAUUAUGUUCAUUUUUUAAUAAUAUUGACAUUUGAUCCUGUGUUCUUUUAUAAAUACCUUGAUUUUCUUUGUAAUAUACUUUUAUGUUUUAUAUAGUAUACUUUCAUGUUCUUUGCAA